Drosophila yakuba is the source of this 936-nucleotide messenger RNA. It is a transcript of the gene lush, whose product is annotated as general odorant-binding protein lush. The coding region runs from base 215 to 700 and encodes 161 amino acids. The transcript has 3 exons. Gene Ontology annotation, molecular function: dibutyl phthalate binding; odorant binding. Gene Ontology annotation, biological process: sensory perception of smell; olfactory behavior. The record is from RefSeq and is a predicted model, not a curated record. NCBI's taxonomy places the organism in Eukaryota, Metazoa, Arthropoda, Insecta, Diptera, Drosophilidae. Gene Ontology annotation, cellular component: extracellular region.
UUUAGUGUAUAUUUAGCGGGUAUCUCUAAAAUUCGAGUAUUUUCAUGUCAUACAAAUGUUGCAAAUACAAUUUCAUAGUCAAGUCAAAUGGCGUGCAAGUGCGUUAGUUAAUUACCAAACCCUCCGUUUUAAUUACCACCUUUCCCUGCCACUAUGACCACCUAUAAAACUCUCCCACGACGUGGCUUCUCGACGUAUUUUGCUAUCCGCCACCAUGAAGCAUUGGAGACGACGCUCUUCCGCUGUUUUGACGAUCGUCCUGCAAGUGCUGAUACUCCUGCUUCCCGAUCCUGGAGUGGCCAUGACGAUGGAUCAGUUUUUGACCUCGCUAGACAUGAUCAGGAAUGGCUGUGCACCAAAGUUUAAGCUUAAAACAGAAGAUCUCGAUCGUCUUCGCGUUGGUGACUUCAGUUUUCCGCCAUCGCAGGAUCUUAUGUGCUACACAAAGUGUGUGUCCUUGAUGGCGGGCACUGUGAAUAAAAAGGGGGAGUUCAACGCUGCCAAGGCUCUGGCCCAACUUCCGCAUCUGGUACCCCCGGAAUUGAUGGAGAUGUCCAGGAAAUCCGUAGAAGCUUGCAGAGAUACGUCUAUAUAUCUAUAUAUUUUCGCAGAUAAACAAUUCAAGGAAUCGUGCGAGAGGGUCUUCCAAACAGCCAAGUGCUUCUCUGAAAAUUCCGAUGAUAGGUUCAUGUGGCCUUAAAAAAGUUUUUGAGAACUAAGGUUAUUGAGGUUUAUUCUUCAAUGAUCAAUUUUUAAUAUCUGUGUAAAUCAUGUGUAUGCUGAAUUCAUCAAAUUAUAUUGAGAAAUCCUUGUAAUCUUAACCUGAAUUAUGGUAGGAAAUGAACAUACCCUUACUUACGCUGUUGAUUCAAUUAAAACCAAAAUUUACACAUUAAAAAAAGCUUAUAUACCUAUUAAAAUAAGAAGAAACUAAAA